AUGCGGGUUCGAAUUCUUGGUGAGUUUUGAUUUAUCAGUUCGGAAGUGUAAAAACUUUGAAUUAUUCUGUUCUAAUGAUAUUUCUAAAUUUUCAUGACCUUGAUUUCUUUCCACCCACUAAUAUCAUCAAGAUUUUGCAAGAAGUUGACUCAUUUUUUCGAAUUACAAUUCCGUAACCAUCAUCGUUCCGAAAAAUAUCAAAUCAUUAUUCCCAUAAUUAUUUUUUUCAAGUUCUCUCCAAUUUUAGAUUUUUUUCAAAUAUAAAAUCCCAUUUUGUAUAGUAUAGUUCACACACAUUAUCCCAAAAAAAUCUUUGUUAGAAUAAGGAAAGAAAAACAGCUUCAUCUUCGAGUCAACUCAUAAAAAUUUGUGGUUAUUUCAAUACAUCCAUUAGCUCUUGGUGGGCUCUUUUUCCUAUUUUUUUACUCCAUUUAUUCAUCCUUUCAAAAUGGGCACAUCUAAAUUUGGCGUUUACCACGCACAAUAUGGUUGGUUUUUUUGUUUUAUCAGUAUUCUGAAUAGCAAUUAUUGAUUUCUCGAGAAGCAUCUAUUCAAAAUUCAUCAAAAUUUUUCUAAAAUUAAUUAGAGUCUGAGAAAGUUCAUAUUUCAAAACUGUUGGGCCCAAUUUUUAACCUAUUUUCAGGCAUGGAUAUGUCAUUGUGUAUGAUUUUAACAAUCUCUGCUGUAAUUUGCACACUUCUUGGCUGUGCUCUUCUUCUUUGCUGCAUCCGCGUCUCAACCGAACGCGAAGAUCGUCGUCGUCAAAAUCUUGCGUGCUCUGUUGAAAAUGAGAGCAAUGCGAGCUCAACAACUCCGAUGUUACGUGCAAGAACUGGGAACCGCGAUGAUGGCGACGAAGUCUAA
Molecule: messenger RNA, 864 nt
Organism: Caenorhabditis angaria
Lineage: Eukaryota; Metazoa; Nematoda; Chromadorea; Rhabditida; Rhabditidae
Source: the annotation of a GenBank genome assembly